Psylliodes chrysocephalus is the source of this 669-nucleotide messenger RNA. Lineage: Eukaryota; Metazoa; Arthropoda; Insecta; Coleoptera; Chrysomelidae. The record is from the annotation of a GenBank genome assembly.
AUGGUAAAUAAUAUUAAAUGGCGAAUUUUCAUUCCAAAAAGUUCACCUGUAGCUAGCUGGAAACUGAAGCUUAUAAGAGCCAAUAAAGUUGAAUUACUAGAGACAAUAUUGAGGGUAAAUACUGCUAUUUCAGGAGGUACUCCUACUCAUAUAGAUACUAUUGAUGGAAAGCGAAUACAAGCAGUGCCAUAUUUGAAUGUAGAACCGAGCACAUCCACAGAUGCUAACAAAAAUAAUAAACAGGCCGAGUCUAUUAUCUUACAAGACGGAGAAUUGUAUAACACUUGUAUGAACUAUUUCAGUGGAACAACAACGCCAAAAGACGAAAAAUCUUCAAGAAAUAUUUUUUUAGAUUGGUCGUGUUCUGCUAUGACACAUGUUUCACAACAAGAUCAAUUCGUUGCAUCCACACCAAUAACUGCAGAUGAAAAUAUAGCUCCAAACAUUUCAGAAUUCAAUGAUGAAACUGAUGAACGAGCCGAGAACACGUUGGCAUCCCAACCUUCAAAUGAUAGUGGUGACACAUGUUCAAAAUGCAUUUUUUGCGACGUUGUUCGAAAAAGAAGCGGUUCUUGCCAAAUAAGGGUUAGGUUAUGUAAUUCGCAACAAUUGCCUAUAUCAGAAAAAUGGCUCAGGUUUUUAAAGAUACUGAGUUACUCGAUCGACUAG